UUGCCAAGGUUGGAGACCCCUGGCUUAAAUGAGAAAUGGGUUCAGUGAGUUUGGUCCCACUUUGCGGCCGUUUUGGUGUUAGAAUUAGUGGCACGGUGGUUAAGUGCACCUGUCUUCCUCAUUGGCUUUGCUGAUCGGAAGGUCGCAAAAGGGGAUCAACAAGUGACUCCAUGGGGCUGCUGCAAGGUGUCGUUAAGUAUGAAAAAUGGUCAUAAGUUACUUUUUUUUUUUGGUGCUGUUGUAACUUCGAACAAACUGGCGUAAGUCGAGGACUGCCUGCACAGUAGUUGGAUGAGAAGACAAGGGUGUCAGGCUACAGCUACGUUCUUGAUCCUCAGUCAUGGUUGGCUUGGUUUGGCUCAAGAACAUCUGGAGACCCAAGGUUGAGAAAGAAAAAAGCUGGAGGAAUUGUGUUAAACCCAGGAGGAUUGCUUUGUGCAUUUUGUUUUAUGGAUUUGGGGAGUGGAGGUGGGUUGUGCGUGAAUGGCUAGAAAGUGUCUUUGGAAAUCAGGUGGGGAGAGUCUGCUUGGAUGAAGGAGAAGAUUUUGCUAUUGGGUAAAGGACCCAGUUCUCUUUGGAAAUAUAUGCAGGGAAAAAUUUAAAAGUUCCCAAGAUGACAUAAUGCAGGAUAUGAGGAAGAACGUAUAAGAGGAAACCAACUGAGUAAGAGAGUGUUUCAGAUACUGUAUGUGUGAAGUAUAUAUAUGAGCUUUUAGAGAAUGACAAAGUAAUGGAAGUAGAUUAUAAUUUCAAGAUGGGUCAUUAUGAAACAGGAGGAUGAAUGCUAAGAGUGAUGACCUUUGAAUGAACAAUAAAAGGGAGGAGUUAAUUUUAAUGUAUUACCCACACACUGCUGACUGAAGUUUCAUGUUACUAGCCUAACCGAAUUGCUCCACUGUUAAUUGCUUCCUGCUUAUGGUUUCAGUGAAGUCUAUAAAACAUUUAUAGUUACUUGAACUAGGAACUCAAUAGAAGGAAGUUACAAAGAUGCUUAUUACGAUGUGCCUUGGCUGGCUGGUUGAGAAAGCACCCUAGAAAUCCUUUUAGCAGAAGCUAUGGAACCCACGUUGGAGAAACCAGCCGCCAGGAAAAAAGCCAGCUCAGUUACAGCUUCAUGCAAUACCAGCAGUUUUAUAAAGCAAGAAGAUAUUGGCUAUCCCCAAAUGGAUGUUAGCUGGUGCACAUAAUAGGAUGCGUGCUGAGUCUUUUCAUGGAGACUAAAAGUACACUUGGAAAAAGAUAAACAGCUAAUGGCUUCUGAAUCAAUGGUCCCAGAGCAAGGAAAACAUACAGUGACUGGUAAAAUACAUCAAAAGCAGGAAAGGACACCUUUGAACUGUGAUGGGGAAGAAGACACAUUUGUAUUUGAAGCAAAUGAAGCUUGGAAGGAUUUUCACAGCUCUCUUCUCCAUUUCUAUGAAGCCGGAGAGCUUUGUGACGUGACGCUAAAGGUGGGCUCAAAGUUGAUUACCUGUCACAAGCUUGUCCUGGCUUGUGUUAUACCUUACUUCAGAGCCAUGUUUCUUUCGGAAAUGGCAGAAGCUAAACAAUCAUUGAUUGAAAUCAAAGAUUUUGACGGUGAUGCCAUUGAAGACUUGGUCAAGUUUGUUUAUUCCUCCCGACUAAUGCUGACAGUGGACAAUGUCCAGCCUCUCUUAUAUGCUGCCUGCAUUCUCCAAGUGGAGAUAGUGGCCAAAGCUUGCUGUGAGUACAUGAAGCUGCAUUUUCACCCUUCCAAUUGCCUGGCAGUGAGGGCCUUUGCAGAGAGUCACAACCGUAUUGACUUGAUGGACAUGGCUGACCACUAUGCCUGUGAACACUUCGUUGAAGUGGUGGAAUGUGAAGACUUUGUGAGUGUAUCACCUCAGCACCUUCAUAAACUCUUGUCUUCAAGUGACCUGAGCAUUGAGAAUGAAAAGCAAGUUUAUUGUGCUGCUAUUAAAUGGCUUUUGGCCAAUCCCCAGCACCAUGCUUUAUGGUUAGAUGAAAUAGUUGCUCAGGUACGCCUGCCUCUGUUACCUGUUUGUUUCCUUAUGGGAGUUGUUGCAAAAGAACAAAUAGUCAAGCAGAACUUAAAAUGCCGAGAUUUGUUAGAUGAAGCACGAAACUACCACCUUCAUUUAAGCAGUCAUACGGUACCAGAUUUUGAAUAUUCUGUUCGGACAACCCCAAGGAAACACACAGCAGGUGUCCUUUUCUGUGUUGGAGGACGUGGGGGAUCCGGCGACCCAUUCCGCAGUAUUGAGUGCUACUCAAUAAAUAAAAAUAGCUGGUUUUUUGGUCCUGAAAUGAACAGUAGAAGGAGGCAUGUAGGAGUAAUCUCAGUGGGAGGUAAAGUUUAUGCCGUGGGUGGGCACGAUGGAAAUGAGCACCUCGGCAGCAUGGAAGUAUUUGAUCCUCUCACAAAUAAAUGGAUGAUGAAAGCAUCAAUGAAUACCAAAAGGAGAGGAAUUGCUCUCGCCUCUCUUGGAGGCCCCAUUUAUGCCAUUGGAGGCUUAGAUGAUAACACUUGCUUCAGUGAGGUGGAGAGAUACGACAUGGAAUCGGACCAGUGGAGCGGAGUUGCAUCUAUGAAUACCCCUCGCGGAGGAGUUGGUUCUGUGGCUCUUCUGAAUAAUGUAUAUGCCGUUGGUGGAAAUGAUGGCGUGGCUUCUCUGUCUAGUGUGGAGAAAUACGAUCCUUAUCUUGAUAAAUGGAUAGAAGUGAAAGAAAUGGGUCAGCGGAGAGCUGGCAAUGGGGUUAGUGAACUUCAUGGCUGUUUAUAUGUGGUAGGUGGUUUUGAUGACAAUUCUCCACUUAGCUCGGUGGAGAGGUUUGACCCUCGCACUAAUAAGUGGGACUAUGUAGCAGAACUAACAACUCCUAGGGGUGGAGUUGGCAUAGCAACAUUAAUGGGCAAAAUUUUUGCUGUUGGAGGACAUAAUGGGAAUGCUUACCUGAACACAGUGGAAACCUUUGAUCCAGUAGCAAACAGAUGGGAGCUUGUUGGCUCCGUGUCUCACUGCAGAGCUGGGGCAGGAGUGGCUGUGUGCGCUUGCCUAAGCAGUCAAAUUCGUGAUAUGGGUCAAGGUUCUAGCAACGUGGUGGACUGCAUGUGAAUUUGGGUUGAAGCCUCCAAUGAUUGUGAAACGCUUUCAGCCUCCUUUACUAUUGUACAAAGACUUCUGAAUGUUUAAAGCAAUAUAUGUAAAUAUACUAGAAUAGUUUUUGUAUAAAAAUCUGAGUGCCGUGGAAGUUUUAAAAUAUUUACUUACAAUAAAAACUUGGGGAAAAAAUUAAAAA
Messenger RNA from Ahaetulla prasina, 3282 nucleotides. It is a transcript of the gene KLHL8, whose product is annotated as kelch like family member 8. Lineage: Eukaryota; Metazoa; Chordata; Lepidosauria; Squamata; Colubridae. The record is from RefSeq and is a predicted model, not a curated record. Bases 1251 to 3098 code for a protein of 615 amino acids. The transcript is spliced from 12 exons. Gene Ontology annotation, molecular function: protein binding.